AUGUCCAUAUAUGGCCAUCCCAUCAAAACAUUAUCCACAAAUGUUUUGUCAAAGUCAAAAUCUGCCAAUUUUGGUCCCGCAAAUUUAGGCCAAUUUCUCGCUGCUGCUGCCAUGCUGGAAGCUUGCGCUGCUGCAGAUCUCCCCUGUCUAUUUUUUUUAAUCCGCCGGACAUACCUGGAAAAGAUCCAGAAGACAAAUAAAAUAAUCCCCACACAUGGAAGUAUUUGGAAUCUCCUAGGGAAAUGGACAGAUUCCACUGGUCUACGACCCUUAGAUCUGAUCUCGCCUACUACCCAGUAUCUCCCUACCCAAUACUAUCCUGCCCCCAACGUUGCCAAUGGCCCUCACAUAGUGCCACCGCCUCCUCGCCCUGACCUCUCCCAGCGUAAGCGGCCAAAGUACACCCGAAGCAAAACCGGAUGCUUGACAUGUCGCGUCAAAAAAAUCAAGUGCGACGAGACUAAGCCAAACUGCAUGCGCUGCACUCACGGGUCUCGGGAGUGCUCAUGGCCUGAGGGUGUUCCCGUACGCAAGAAGAGCGUUGCAAGGAGAGACGAAGAUGGUCGGCCCUCCACCGCCGGCUCCUCCAGUGUGUCAGAGGCAUCGACACCUCCCGAGAGAGAACUCUCUCCUCCCAGACGGAACGAAGUCGAUUUGAGUCUUAUGCCUAUUCCUUCGAGGGCUCCGAGCGACAACUAUCUACACAUCCCUUCGAUGAAUUCUGACCAUGAAUCUAGUCGUCGUUCACUUGACCGAGGAUCCGGAUAUUCUCAAUCUCACACUUCUGCCAACACCAAUCUUCUUUCUAUGAUUCCCGAAACCUCCUACCCUUCACGCUACGACCAUGGAUAUCUGAGCGGGAACAACUCUGCACACUCUGCCCGACAAGCUAUGCCACCGUAUCGCUCAAUGGGUCACCAAUCCGGUAACCAUUGGAACCACCACCAGGAAGCCAUGGACUCCUAUUACGGCCACCAUGGCGGACUUCAAGAACGAGUAAUGGUCGGGCACGGUUCUCCGAACGACCACUCCCACACUAGAUAUCAAUAG
Psilocybe cubensis is the source of this 1050-nucleotide messenger RNA. RefSeq lists its product as uncharacterized. Gene Ontology annotation, biological process: positive regulation of transcription by RNA polymerase II. The record is from RefSeq and is a predicted model, not a curated record. Bases 1 to 1050 code for a protein of 349 amino acids. The transcript is spliced from 7 exons. NCBI's taxonomy places the organism in Eukaryota, Fungi, Basidiomycota, Agaricomycetes, Agaricales, Agrocybaceae. Gene Ontology annotation, cellular component: nucleus. Gene Ontology annotation, molecular function: zinc ion binding; transcription cis-regulatory region binding; DNA-binding transcription factor activity, RNA polymerase II-specific.